Messenger RNA from Camelina sativa (false flax), 1487 nucleotides. RefSeq lists its product as uncharacterized. Gene Ontology annotation, biological process: protein import into nucleus. Lineage: Eukaryota; Viridiplantae; Streptophyta; Magnoliopsida; Brassicales; Brassicaceae. The record is from RefSeq and is a predicted model, not a curated record. Gene Ontology annotation, cellular component: nucleus.
UUAAUCCAGAAACCUCUUGUUGGGCUUACGGAUCCUCGUGGACUUCCUUCUCAGUUGCGGUCCAUCAACAAGCCCAACACCUUCAUCGUUGAGCUCAUCACUUUGAUACUCAUCAACAGUCCCCCAGCCCCGCAUCUCCAUCUUGUUUUCUUCAUCUGUUGUUUUCUUUAGUUUGUCGACAUUUUUUUUUACCAAAAAAAAAAAAAAAAACACAGUCCCCCAGAAAAUUUUACAAGCCAUGGAAACUUACAGAGAGAGAGAGAGAGAAUCAAAAGUGCAGAGAAAUGGAAGAAAGAAGAAGGUAGAAGAAGAAGAGGAGUAAGGGAUUUUACAAAGAGAAGAGAGACUCGUGAAGACGUAGAAGAAGACAAAUCGUUGAUUCAAUAAACUUUAAAAGGGUGUUUGAUUGAAAAAGACAUGGAUUUGUUUUAGUUUUACAAAGACAUGGUAUAUUUUAACAGGGUUUUCUCGAGGGAAAAUCAUUUAACCGGUUUUAAAAUCCGGUUAUUUCAAAAUUGAACCGGGUCUCGAGACAACAUAAUCACUCAAAAAGGUCGUCGUCUCUCUUGAAUCAAAAUCAAUCGUCUUCCUUGUUUCUCCAAUGGAGGAAAAUUUGGCGAAACCAGCUUCGAAACGGACCUCUAUUAAAUCCCAAUCCGAGUUCGAUUACUCUAUAAGGAAACAAAAGUUUAGAGAAAACUGUUUCAGAAGAGUUAGAGAAGAUAGGACUCGUUUGCUGUGGAAGUUGAGGCUCUCUGAUUGUCAAUCUUCUGAUCAAAAGGAGAUUAUCAAUUCUGCUUUCCAGGAUAUUGUAACUGACGAAUUGAAAAAAAUUGAGGAUUGGUCGAGAAACCUCUCGGGGAAUCAGACUGUAACUCCUGAUUCUGAUGAUAUAUUAUGGGAAUAUGAUGAGCAAGGUCUUAAAGAUGUUUAUGAAGGUGAUAGUGAAGAGAUUUUGUUGGAAAUGCAACAGAUAUUUUACAAGGAUUUGUGUUCAGAGACUACUACUACAGUAAAUGGAUCGUAUGUUCAGAACCAAACAUGGGAAGACGAGGAAGAUGAUUACUUGGCCACCUUGGUUUCUCACAAUAUGUGUUUAAAUAGUGAACUGGAGCUAAAACAGAUAUGGUGUCCGAUAUGCAAGCAAGGAGAGCUUAUGGAGAAUCACCGACACAUCUCCUGCAACAUGUGUAAUAUGCAGCUGAACAAAGGCGAAGAGGUUAAUCUGGACAUUCUGCAAGAACGGUUAGCAGAAGCGCACGCUGAGCAUCUCGAGAGAGGAUGCAGAUUGAAACCCGAGUUCUGUGUUCAGACUAACUAUAAUUUGAAGGCGUUAUACAUAACAUGUGAAGCUUGUAAUACAUUUGAGGUUGUUGUAUAAGCUAUUAACUUCAAAAAAAGAUGGGUUCACAUAAUUUUUCCUGUAUAUAACUCCCGGAGAUCAUUAGGCAUGGUGGAAUUCUGCAGAUGUCGCUUAUUUGACUUAA